AUGGUAAGUUUUUCGGAAAUUAUUCUGACAGGGUAAAAAUGAAUUAUUAAAAAGACCCGAUUUUUGGGACAAUUUUUAGGUUUUUGCGGCGUUCAAAAAUCAAUAAUUCGAAAAAUGAUCUAGAUUAAAAAGACGUUUAUUAUUCAUUCCGAACCCUAAAAUCAUUUUUAAUAAUUCAGAAAAAUACUUGAAAAAUUAUUUUAUUGCUCAGAAUAACUUAUUUGAAAGACAAUAACUUAUUAAAAAUCAGAAAUAUGUCCUAAAAGUCUUAAAUUCAAUAAAUUUUUAGGUAAACUUGAAAAAUCGCCUUCAAAAUCCUAAAAAUUAUCGUUUUUCUCACUGAAACUGAUUCAAAAACCGCUAAGAAAUGCAAAAUUCUAUUCAAGAUAUUUUUAAAAAAUAAACCUUCUUAUUAAACUUGAGCUACAGAUGAUUUAACAAAACUCAAAUUUUCAUGACUUGAAAAACUUUUUAUUCUUUAAUAUUGUUUAUUUGUAGCUUUAUACACGCUUGAAAAAGUGAAUAAAGCUACAAAUUUCUUUUAAAAGAUUUUAUUAGUUCAGUGAAACAUUGAAAUAACGUUAAGAGCCAAAAUUUUUCUUAAAAAUCAAAAAAACCUUUUUACCCAUCAUUUUUAACAGAAAUUUGAAAAUUUCCUUCUUUUUCAGAAAAUCUUCGAGAGAUGGUCUUUGGGCCAUCUACAGAUCCUCCACUACGGCUGAAAGUGAAUUCAAAUCGUUUCUAGGUAUGUUUUUAAUAUUUUCAAGUAGAAGGAGUUCAAUGUUCACUUCUAGGAAAAAGCCAGGAAAAUUUAUAAAUUUUUGAAAUUUUUGAAAAACUCAAUUUUGAGCCUAUAACCGAUCAGGAAAAGUGGAAAUCAUACCAAAUCAAGCUUUUAAAAAGUAUUUAAAAAGGAGACAUUGGAAAAAUUUAGAUCUUCCACUAACUUUAAGCCUCUUGGGCUAGGAAAUCAAAAAUAACCGAGAUCAGAAAAAUCUCAAUUUUUAAAUUAAUUUUUCCAACCCUUUAAAGCAAGAAAAUCAUUGCAAAUCGCAUCCAGAAAAGCAAAAAAUUGGAAAAUUUUUCAUUUUCCUCCUUUCUAAUCGAAUUUUGAGCUUGCAAAUCAAGACAAAUCGCGUUUGGAAAAGCCGAAAAGUUGCAGAAAAGUUUUGUCUGGCGAAUCUCAACGAAUCGUCGCAGCUCGACGAAUAUUUGCGCUGGGAGCAAGUCGAGUUCCUCUGGAGCCUCAGGAUCAUGUUCGUCCUUUCUUUUUUCGAAAUUUUCAGAGCUUUUAGCAAGAGGUAGAGCUUUUAGUAUGAGAGAGAGAGUUUAAAAAAUACGCAUAAAAAAAUUUAAACGAUUUGAAAGAUAAACGUUUAUUCUAGUCCUAAUACAGUACACCCGACUCAUGAUUAAAAGUGAAAUUUAUACUUUGGGAACCUUUAAAAUAAAAAGAUAAAAAUGAAAUAGUUGAAAAUGAAAAGAACUCACUUCAAAAAAACUUUCUGAACCUUAAAUUUGAUGAAAAAAGGUCAUUUUCCCGCCUUGGAACCAUAGUUAAAAGUUAAAAGUACGAUUUUGACUACUAUCUUGACCAUUUUAAAGUUCAAAACAGUUCAAUUAACGUAAUUAUGAAUAAAAUAUACUUCCCGUAUGGCGUGGCCGCUCAUAUUUUUCCGUAAAGUUAGUGUGUCGUGUGGUAUGCACCGCGGCGCUCUCGCACAUGUUCAAAGUAAUUUUCGUGAAAUUCAAAAUCAUAUCUGAAUUUCUGAAAUCCAGUUAUAUUUUUCACUUUCCGGUGGCUAUUUUGAAUUUCGCGGAAUUACUUUUCAGCACAACCUAAAAAUCGCGUUUUUAAAGGAGAAAUAAAUUCGUCUCAUGAUUCCUUGUUCACGCCUUUUUCCCAUGACGUCACAUGGGAACGGCGGAGGUUUUGACCAUGCCCCCUUUAUUUUUGGUUUUGCAUUUUCUUCCACUAACACUCCGUGUUCCAGAGCCACAAAAGCAAGAAAAAAUUAGGAAACCUGAUAAAAGAAGCAAUUAAAAUAAAUUUUUCUGAGUGAUGUGAAUGAUAAGGCUCAACACAAAAAAAUCAAGUCAUCAUAAAAAAUAAAAUCAUUUUAGGAAUCCUGAGAACGAAAAAAAACAUCUCAACCAUUAAUUUGAAUUAAAAAUGACCAUUUCCAGGCUAGAACCCUCGACAGAAUCGGGAGAUUUCGAGAAAGUGAUGGGAAAACCGAUAAUGGACAACGAUAAGCAGUUGAUGUUCAUGGGACACGAUAUCCGGUCGAAUUGCACCAGGAUCAAUGGAACCGAGUGGACAAAGCAAAAUGAGGACCGGGUCAUUGGCGACAAUUUCGAAACGCACAUUUUGGAUCUGUUCGUUUUUUCGAGUUUUUAAGAAUCUUCUUGGCGUUUUUCAAUGCUAAAAUUCAGUGGAAAAGGAAAAAUUUCCUGGGAAGGUUGGAGAAUAUUUUAAAGGCGCAUACAUUAAAAUACACGCGCAAAAGGAACCUUCGGAAAAAAGGUCUCAGAGGCUUCUUUUUUCUUGACCUUCAGGAGGAGAAAAAGGUGAAAAAAUGAGAUUUCGAGAAAAUUUUGACACCUUUUAAGGUACUCAAAAAGGAGCUCUAGACUUUUUUUAGGGCCGUUUGGAUUUUGUGAAGGUCUUGAAACGAAAAGCACUUUUCAGUGUUAUUUGAGGUCAUACGAAGCUUCUGUCCCUUCAAAAAUCCUAAUAAAAAAUUGAAAAAAAAACCUAUAAAUCCACAGCCAAGAACUUCAUUAGAGAAACCUAGUAAAAUGGCAGAAAAUCAAUAUUUAUAAGGAAAACCUCUCGAAAAUCCACUAGCCUCCAAAAAAUUGAAAAAAAGAUAAUUCUGAAUAUUAAAAGGGCGUAAGACAUUUUUUUUAUUUUAAGGCUUGAAAACUAGUUAAAAAGGUCCACGCUUAAAAAAAUGAAGCAGCCGAAAGUAACCCGAGGCGUUUUUUUUUCCCGAAGAGUACGGUAUGUGAUGAGCGUGUUUGCACACUUUGGGUAGUCCUGUCAACUCAACUUUUACCUGAAUUUUAUAGAAAUUCUGACUAAUACACCACAGCGUUUUUGUUAUUGGAAGGAAAAGCGAAACCAAAAACACGGUGGGCGGAGCCAAAAUAUUCGCCGUUCCCACGUGACGUCAGAGAUUUCGGCUAUAACUGCGUGAAUAACAUGGCUUAGCAAAGGCGCAGGCCGCCGUAUUGCUUUAACACGAAUCGAAAUUCUCUACAUAAACGCAAUUUUCUGCGCGAAAGCGGCGCAGUGCAUGCACACGACACACGACACUUUACGGAGAAAAAGUGGGCAUAGCGUCGACGAAAAAACUUUUGAUGACUAUUAAUCAAAAUGGUACCGUGCAAAGUGUGCAAACACGCGAAGUGCAUGCGGACUUUCACAUACAGUACUCUGGAAAAAAAAAUCUCUCUUUGCAUAGAAAUUUUCUCUUGAAUUUUGUUUUUUUUCAGAGCCUACGACAGCAACUUCCUGGUCCAUCACUUGUGGUCGGUUUGGUGA
This is a messenger RNA of Caenorhabditis auriculariae, 3550 nucleotides long. The record is from the annotation of a GenBank genome assembly. NCBI's taxonomy places the organism in Eukaryota, Metazoa, Nematoda, Chromadorea, Rhabditida, Rhabditidae.